GCUGUUGAACGAGUUGAUGAAUUAAGCGGACAAUCCUGAAAACAUAUUGGACUCUUCAAGAUGGGGGAUUGUUGCAUGUCAGGUGAUGUCCGAGAAAGCUUCAGGAUUCACCAAGAAAUUGAGAGACAGUUGAGGAUGGAUAAGCGUGAUGCAUCCAGGCAGCUGAAACUAUUACUUUUAGGCACAGGAGAGAGUGGGAAGAGCACCUUUAUCAAGCAAAUGAGAAUCAUACAUGGCCGAGGCUACACAGAGGAGGACAGGAGAGCUUAUGCUAAGCUCGUAUUCCAGAACAUCUUUGUUGCCAUUCAAACCAUACUUCAAGCCAUGGAAAACUUCAACAUCCGCUUUGCUAAUCUCCAAAAUGCUACCUAUGCUGCAAAACUUAAAAAAGUGACACCAGAUACGGUACAAUCACUGGACUCUGAACAUGCUGAAGCCAUUAAGACUGUUUGGAAAGAUCGGGGACUGCAGACAUGUUAUGAACGCAGGAGAGAGUUCCAGAUAUCAGAUUCUGCAAAAUAUUACUUUGACGACAUUGACAGAAUCUCUGCAGCAUUUUACUUGCCAAGUCUGCAGGAUAUUCUACGAGUCAGAAUCCCAACCACAGGCAUCAUUGAGUAUGUCUUUGACCUUCAGACAGUCAUAUUCAGAAUGGUUGAUGUGGGAGGCCAAAAGUCAGAGAGACGCAAGUGGAUUCAUUGUUUUGAAAAUGUCACCUCCAUCAUCUUCCUGGUGGCUCUGAGCGAGUAUGAUCAGGUCUUAUAUGAGUGUGAGAAUGAGAACCGCAUGGAAGAGAGUAAAGCUCUAUUUAAAACUAUCAUCUCAUACCCCUGGUUCCAGGAGACCUCUAUCAUCCUCUUCCUCAAUAAGACAGAUCUCAUGAAGGAGAAGAUCUCAAAGUCGCACCUUGCAGACUAUUUUCCAGAAUAUAGAGGCCCUAAAAAUGAUGCAGAUGCUGCAAUGAAGUUUAUCCUGAGAAUGUACGAGCAACAGAACUCAGACACACAGAAACAAAUCUACGCACAUUUCACCUGUGCCACAGACACCGAGAAUAUCCGCUUUGUUUUUGAAGCAGUGAAGCAAACCAUUCUGCGGAACAACCUUUCGAUGUUUAAUUUGGGCUAGCCUAGGCGACGGAAGUGCUUUUACAUAUAAUGUGAAAUUGAAUAUUUUUUACUAGUUAAAUAAAAACAUAUUCAGUUAUAUAUAUAUGUAUAUAUAUAUAUACAUAUAUAUAAAAAAAUAUAUAAAUAUACUGUUAAAUGUAAUAAUGUUACGGUUGCUCAGUGAGCCACUUCUGAACAUCUCUCUAUGUGCGCAACACCGUUACAAAGUUCAUCCUUUUUAUCUAACAUGUUGCCUACUUGUUAUUGACAAAUGAUCCAAAAACUUCCCAGUAAAACGAUGCUACCUUCUCCUGAGCAAUUCCUACUUACAUGGAAAUUGUAAUUAUGAUGUCAUAAUUCCACUAAUUCAAGUCAUAAUUAUGAUGGUACAUGCGUUCAAGUGAUUUAGGUUGGAAUAAAACUGAUAAGGUGGGUAAAGUUGCCAACCAAAGACACAUAUGGCAGAAGUAGUAAGAGUAGUAUUGGUAGUAUGCCAUUCUGAACUCAGCAACUGAACCUUUGUUAAGCUCCGCCCCCCUUGGAUACCGUUGCUCACUCUGACAAGCUCUGAAGAAUUCACUAUAAGAGUGAAUGGGAGAUUGCCGUGAACGAUGCAGUUUUUGGCAAAAUAUUCUCAGAAACAGAAUGGAUAAUAUUUUUACGUGGCCUGGUAUGAAGAGUGACAUUGUAAAGCAGAUUUAUAUGUUUUUUGUUAAAGAAAUUGUUUAAUUACUCUGUGGAGACUGUGAAUCAGAAUCAAGGCAAACGAUUAUUAUAGUCACUUUAAAAGAGAAAAACUUAAUUUAAUAGCAAUUACACAUCUAAUAACAUUAGAGUAAUUGAAUGGAACUGUUUAUAACGUCUCAUGACAUACUCAUUUUGAUGCUGUGAACUGUUAUUUGCUGUCGCUUUUACUAUGACUUGAAUCAAUACAUAAAUGAAUUAACGUUCAGUUAUUAGCUUUAAUUUAACUUGGAGCAAAUGUAGGUGUUGAAAGACAAUAAAAAGACAACCUAGAAAACACAAGGAAGGGAAAUAUGAAGCAAGACAUGACAUGGGAAAUAGAUAUGACAAGAACAAAACAUGAAACAAGAACAGUCAAUUUUGUUUGGUUGUUCCUUAAAAACAGCUAAACGAUUAAGUUCUGGAAAUUUGAAACCAGUUUUUCAUCAAAAUUACACAAAAAUCAUUUUCAAGCAUUCAGCUCAGGAAGUCUGGGCUCAAAGAGAAUUCCAACUUUCCCACUGGUAUUUGUGACAUUGUGGUGGCAUACAUGUUCUCUCAUUAGGGACCAAGCCUUUGAAUGAAAAGUAAUGUAAGCACAGCGUAGUUCUAGCAGGAAGACUUGCAGUUGUACAUCAUCGCACCAUUAGUGGUGUAGUUCCCAGCCAAUCACACGUAAGCCGUUGCUUGAUAAGUCUGCUCACAAUCUAUCACAUUGCUGUUUCAGUGUGCUAACACGGCAACCUCCACCACCCCACCACCACAGGUUGAGUCAUUACUUUUCUGUUUUAUAUUAAUCUAAUAAAUGUCAUCUUAAAUUUCACUCGUCUGCAAGUCUUCCUGGUUGAAGUAUCUGUCUUUGGCAUCCUCCGUUCAACUUGCCAACUGUUUAGAAGAUGCAAUGAACAUUAAUUAUAUCCACACUAUUGGGGGGGCUUGGCCCCUUCAUGGCUGCUUACAGCUAUACCUUCAAAACAUUAUUAAUGGUAUCAGAUCGUCUAUAAAUGUUUUCAUCAACACUUCAUGGGUUCAGUGAAAGUCCACAUAUAGCCAUGUUAUUUUUCUUUCCCGCACAAGAUUUCAAUUAUUAUGAAAAAAGACAAACUUUGGAUCCAUGCAAAUCAACUAGCCACUGAUUUGCUAUUCAGAUAUUCUGCCCACCACUGACAUGGAUACUGGACAGAUGAUACUGUAAUAUCGGCAGACAGAACAUAUUCAUCAACAAUGUCACAAUGACCACAAUGUAUUUGGGUGGCUUGAUCUGACCUAGUUUACAUGCAAGAGAAAAUCUGCUGCUAAUCAUACAGUGAACUGGACAUUUUUAGUGGAACAUCAUAAUAACAAAACUGAUGUAUAACUUACAAAUGCAGUUGGUCUAAAUUUCUCAAAUGCAAAGGUUUCAAGGAACUAUUGCAAAUCAAAUGACUAAAUAACUGUAUUGUUGUAGUUUGUGUGAUUUAGGCCUUAGAUCACAGUAGGACAAAGAACACGGGGUGUCUGCCUAUUGCUUUGAUAUUGUGAAAGGGGAGUAACGAUUAAGUAUGUGAACAUUUUUUUAAAUUUCUGGCAGAAGCAGUAAGAGUAGAAUGGGUAGUAUGCCGUUCUAAACUCAGAUAAUGUCAAGAUAAUUUGUGCUGAUACGGGUUUCUAGUUCUUCCCUUUCUGAUAGUGUUUCCUCAAUUAAAGGGAGAGCUUCUGUUAUCAAUAACUCACAUUCCAAACUUCCUGAGAAUUUCUUAUGAAUUUCUUAUCUCAACAUGUUUUCUGUUUCAGUUUAAACAAUUCAAGCAUUCCUUUGCAACAAUGUAAUAAUGUACAGUACAUGCAACAGCAUAUAUAAAUGAUCUAACAGUCCAGAUGUAAAAUUGCAAUUUUUAGCUUUUGAAUAGAAAUAUUUGAACAUUACUAUUGUUUCUUCAUCUCUGUGCCUUGAAUCUCUUGAGUCAGUUUUUUGUAAGUAUUUAUUAAAGAGAAGUGUUUACUAUAAAUGUAAAAAUAUAUAUAAUAUUGUGUUGGCAUGUGAAAUUCUGUGUGCUGUUUAACACAAAAUAGGAAUACAAAUAUCUUAAAGAAAUGUUCAAGGUUCAGUAUAAGUUAAGCUAAAUCAACAACAUUUGUAGCAUAAUGAUGAUUACCACAAACAUUUAUUUUGCCUCGUUCCUCAGUUUCUAAAAAUGAUGCAGAUGCAGCAAUUAAGUUUCUCCUGAGAAUGUACGAGCAACAGAUAAAAUGUAAAAGUGCUGGCUAAUGCUAAAUGUUAAGAUUGUCAUUCAUGUUGGCACUAAAGAUGGCUGGCUUUGCCAGUAAGAGAUCACUAUAAAUAACAUUAAAAAGGUGUGUGAACUUGCAAAAACGAUGUUAGACACUGUAAUAUAUUAUGGCCCCAUCCCUGCUCAUUGUGGUGACAAGGUUUAUAGUAGAUUAUUGUCAUUGAAUGGUUGGAUGUCUGAUUGGUGUCCAGAGAAUAGCAUAGGAUUAAUAGAUAAUAGAAUAAUUUUCCAAUGGAUUCAUCCCUCCAGGGAAUGUGCCACUCUCCUCUCUAGUAAAUUAGAUAAUAAUCUUAAUAUUGAUAGUAUUUGACUAACUGGGUCCCAGGUCAGGAAGUGGACAGACUAGCUGAACCAUCCAUCUACUAGCUGCCUUAAGACAUCACACAAGUCACAUAAACUAAAACUCACACAGACUGUUUCACCUAGAUAUCAUAUAGAGACUGUAUCUGUUCCCUGAACUGCCAAACACAAAACCCUCAUUAAGUCAUUUCGAUUUUUUUUUAUUGCUGACAAACGUAAGAUAAACAUCUUAUAAAGGUGGGGCUACUAAACAUUAGAUCGCUUUCAUCAAAAGCACUGAUUGUAAAUGAAAUUAUUACAGAUCACGGUUUGGAUUCGCUCUGUUGGACAUAAACCUGGCUUAAACCGGAUUAAUAUAUUAGUUUAAAUUAGUCUACUAAACCAGGAUAUUGAUAUAAACAGGAGCCUCACCUGAAGGGUCAAGGAAGAAGUGUUGCUAGAAUAUACAGUGGAGGUCAGGAUACAAGAUUGAUUCUUUUGAAGUGAUAAUGCUUAAUGUGACAUUGUCUGAAAUUAAUAAUAAAAAUCUUUCUCUUGCUACAAUAUAUAGACCACCAGGAUCAUAUUAUGAUUUCCUUAGUGGUUUUGCAGAUUGUCUUUCAGAUCUAGUAGUUAUUUUGUAUACAGCUUUAAUUGUUGGUAACUAACAUUAACAUAGAUAAUGAAAAUACUGAGAUUACAUACAUUGGGAUUAGCAUUUAUCGAUAUUCUAAACUCUGUUGGGGUCAGAAAAAAUGUGACUGGACCAACUCAUCACCAUAAUCAUUGCAGAGAUGAUGUUGAUAAUAUAGCAAUUCUGCCACAAAUGACUAGUUAGGAAUUUCUUUACUGAUUAAAUUGAAACUUUCAGAAACAAAAUUACAUUUAUGCAACCAUCUCCCACAGCACCUCAGAAGACAGUGUCUCAUAGUUUUCCCUACAAGCAACUUCAGUCCUUCGCUGUUAUAUGUCAGGAAGAGCUAAACAAACUUAUUAAAGCAUAAAAGUGACAACAUGUAUGUUAGAUCCCAUACAUACUAAGCUACUGAAAGAGGUGUCUCCUGUACCUCUUCUCAGAACCUCUUCUUAAUAUUAAUAACUCCUCACUAUCUAUAGGGCAUCUCCCAUUUAUGUCAAAAACACUAGAAAAGGUAGUGUAAAUUAUGUAAAUAUUUUACAGAGAAAUGGUAUCUGUAAAGAUCUUCAGUCAGGAUUUUUACCCCAUCAUAGUACAGAGACUGCCAUUAUCAGCAGUGCCGGCGCUCCAUAUACGCAUAGUACGCAGUCUGCAUGGGGCACCAACUCCAUGGGGGGCACCAGAAACUCCACCCGCUGCCCUUACUUGCACAAUAUACGUUAUUCAGGGACCCGGUAGCAGUCACAGACCACAGAUGACCGCCUUGCACUCGCAAUUUCUUCAACUUGUAGUUAUGAUGCAUUAGUUAAGUCUGCUGGAACUGUAAAUACUUCUCAUAUUCUCUAACCCUGCUUUAAAGUGAAUGGCAUCUAUGCUAAUAUUAUUCUAUUUGUUCCCUGUCUCAACCUCGGGAUACAUAUCCUGAGGUUACCAGAGCAUAUGAAAUACUGCUCCAGGCCUGCCCGAUGUCCUAUGCUGCUAUGUACCACUGAUUAAUGACUACUUCCUGCAGCCUAUGCCAACCCGACAUCCCUUGAGUCUAUGAUGAUUGAGUAGUAGUAUUGAUGACUACUAACUGCUGCCUAUUAAAGACAGCCUAUCUCUACAGCCAGGCAUACACUAGAUAUAACUUCAGUCUAUGAUGAAAUUGUGUACUUCUGCAGUCAAUUCGGGAUGGACUUCAAAGACUUUUAUUCAUUAAUCUUAAAGUUCAUACAAAAUCCUUUAGUUUAAACAUUGGCCACCAACAUCUACUAAAUGUACUAAUUUAAACCAUGACUUGUGUUACACAUAGAUAACUAAUACUGGCAUUACAUUCAUGCUGUUUAGACAGAUGGGAAGAAGACUUGAAGACAUUACAGCUUCAUUUUCUGUUACAGCAUAAAUUUCUGUAAAGCUGCUUUGAGACAAUGUGUGUUGUAAAAAGUGCUGAACAAAUAAGACUUGACUUGACUUACUUAAUGGGAACUGAUGUAGUAUCUGAAUGUUAUCAAAUUCAACCUUAUUUCAAAAUCUUAACAGGAAUGUAAAUACAACUAUGUUCCAAAUACAAUUAUGUACUUAACAUGCUAAAUCUAAAAGCUAUUUUUGAGUAUGUUUUGGCUGAGGACUGUUAAGUAUGGU
This is a messenger RNA of Xyrauchen texanus (razorback sucker), 6638 nucleotides long. RefSeq names its product guanine nucleotide-binding protein subunit alpha-14-like. Gene Ontology annotation, biological process: phospholipase C-activating dopamine receptor signaling pathway; action potential; adenylate cyclase-modulating G protein-coupled receptor signaling pathway. The transcript is spliced from 7 exons. Lineage: Eukaryota; Metazoa; Chordata; Actinopteri; Cypriniformes; Catostomidae. The record is from RefSeq and is a predicted model, not a curated record. The coding region runs from base 61 to 1125 and encodes 354 amino acids. Gene Ontology annotation, molecular function: guanyl nucleotide binding; GTPase activator activity; G-protein beta/gamma-subunit complex binding. Gene Ontology annotation, cellular component: heterotrimeric G-protein complex.